GUGGCGUUAGCGCAUGCGCAGCCGUGUGUCGCCCGUCGAGUGCGGCAGCCGCGGGUGGAAAACCGCAGCGGCAGCUGCUGAGGGGAGCCGGGAGCGUGUUGUCUCGCUGAGGGGCGGCUGGGGCAGCGCCUGGACAAGGGGCAGCGGCGGGGUAGCUGGUGUCGCUCCCAGCCCACCGUAGGCUGCUGCUGAGGCGGGGCGGCGGGACGAGCUUCGCAGCGUUUUCGGGCAGGUCCCCGGCGUUUUGACAUCUCGGUGCCUCCGCUGGGGCCGGGAAGGGCCGCGUCCCGGCCCGCUGCGGCUGUGGGGGCCUUGCGGGCGGCUCCCGCCCUAGGCCGAGGGGCUGGAGGCUGUGGCGGCCUGGGGCGCCCAGCCCUGCCCGGAGGGUCUCCCUGGGGGAGGGGGGGCCGGGGCCGCCGGGGGCCGUUUUUCGGGGGGUGAGGGACGGCGUCGUGAGUGAAUUGAGACAAAGAGCGAGGAGGAGGAGGAAAAAGAAGAAGAAGAAGAAGAGGAGGACACUCGGGCUCUGCCACAUUCCUGUGCAGAGGAAGGCGGGAGGCGGCGUUAGCCCUUUACGGACAGCUGGGUUCAGCGCUGCCCUCAGCUGCUGUCGGCGUAUUUACAGCCGUCUCUCCCGGCUGCGGGAGAAGGAGGAGGAGGAGGAAAAACCAUGUAAGUUCCGAAUUGCCGGGGGUCCUGUGAGAAGAUGGGGGAUGCCGCAGACGCCAAGGAGAUGAGGAAGACUUUCAUUGUUCCUGCCAUCAAACCCUUUGACCAUUAUGAUUUCUCCCGAGCGAAAAUCGCCUGUAAUCUCGCCUGGCUGGUGGCCAAAGCCUUUGGGACAGAAAAUGUUCCAGAAGAAUUACGAGAACCAUUUUACACAGACCAGUAUGACCAGGAGCACAUUAAACCACCUGUUGUUAACUUGCUGCUGUCUGCAGAACUCUACUGUCGUGCUGGGAGCCUUAUUCUCAAGAGUGAUGCUGCAAAACCACUUCUAGGUCAUGAUGCUGUUAUACAAGCCCUGGCACAAAAAGGCCUUUAUGUCACUGACCAAGAAAAGUUGGUGACUGAACGAGAUCUUCACAAAAAACCAAUUCAGAUGAGUGCUCACUUGGCCAUGAUUGAUACUCUUAUGAUGGCAUAUACUGUAGAGAUGGUCAGCGUUGAGAAAGUGAUUGCAUGCACUCAGCAGUAUUCAUCCUUCUUCCAAGCUACAGAUCUACCUUAUGACAUUGAGGAUGCUGUCAUGUACUGGAUAAACAAGGUAAAUGAACAUUUAAAAGACAUAAUGGAACAGGAGCAAAAACUAAAAGAGCAUCACGGUGCAGAAUCCGCAGGAGGUCAAAAGUCUCCCACCAAAUGGUUUUGGAAACUGGUUCCUGCUCGUUACAGGAAGGAGCAAACGUUGCUUAAGCAGCUGCCCUGCAUUCCAUUGGUGGAGAACCUGUUGAAAGAUGGUACAGAUGGUUGUGCUCUAGCAGCCCUGAUCCACUUCUACUGUCCAGAUAUCGUUAAACUGGAGGAUAUUUGUUUGAAAGAGACAAUGUCUUUGGCUGACAGCUUGUAUAACCUACAAUUGAUUCAAGAAUUUUGUCAGGAAUACCUUAACCAGUGUUGCCAUUUCAGUCUUGAGGAUAUGCUCUAUGCAGCUUCUUCAAUAAAGAGCAACUACAUGGUGUUCAUGGCAGAAUUGUUCUGGUGGUUUGAAGUGGUGAAGCCAUCAUUUGUACAACCUCGUGUUGUUGUGCAUCCCCAAGGUGAACCUGCAAAAGAUGCAGCUUCUGCUCACAGCUUGAAUGUUAACAGAAGAAAUUAUAUGGAUGGCCCAUCUGGUUCUGACUUUGUAGCCAGAUUGGAGAGUCCAACUUAUACACCAUCUCGCCAAUUGCAUACACCCCAGCAGCCUUAUUCAUCUGUUUCAGGAGUCAUCAGAAGAUCCACAUCGAUGUCUUAUGUAGAUGGGUAUGUAGGGACAUGGCCCAAAGAAAAAAGGUCAUCAUUACAUGGAGUUUCAUUUGACAUUUCUUUUGACAAAGAAAAAAGCAUUCCAGUAACUGCUCCAAACAGAGGAAUUACUAGAUCUGUGAGCAAUGAAGGCCUUACACUAAACAGCAACCGCAUGCCAAAACAUAUUAGAAAAAAUCUGUCCUUCAAACCAGUAAAUGGAGAAGAUGAAAAUCAAGAUAUUGAAGAGGAAAAGGACAUGAUAGGUCCUAAAGACACAAAGGCCAAUCAGUCUCUUAACACAAAUCAAAAAAAUGCCAAUGAGAGCAGCUGCUACCGGUUUCCAAAUGGAGCUCUGCAAAACAGGGCAGUUCUGGAUGAUUUUGGCAAUCAGAUUGAGACACCAAGCAUUGAAGAGGCUUUGCAGAUAAUUCAUGACACUGAAAAAUCUCCCAGAGUUAUCCAGCCAGACCAAAUUACAAAUGGGUUCUUUCUUCACAAUCAGGAAAUGAGCAUCUUGAAUUCAAACAUUAAACCAAAUCAGUCUACCCCUGAUAUAAUUACAGACACAAAAGGUGCUCUAAGUCCUGUGACUGACAAUACAGAAGUAGAUACCGGAAUACAUGUCCCUUCAGAAGAUAUUCCAGAGACAAUGGAUGAGGAUUCUUCUUUGAGAGAUUAUACUGUAAGCAUGGACUCUGACAUGGAAGAACCAUCUAAAUUUCUCCAAGAGUAUGACAUGCGAGCUAGCAAUCACAGAGAUCAAUUAAGUCCCUGUCCCAGCUCAGUAAGUACUAAAUCACAGGCAGGCAGCAGUGCUUCUUCAAGUUCGGGGGUUAAAAUGACUAGCUUUGCAGAGCAGAAAUUCAGGAAGUUGAAUCACACAGAUAGUAGAAGCAGUGGAAGCAGUUCUCAGAAAACCACACCAGAAGGUUCUGAGCUGAACAUCCCUCAUGUGGUUGCUUGGACUCAUAUUCCCGAGGAGGCAUCUGUUCCUCAAGGAAGAGACACUACACAGUUACUGGCUUCCGAAAUGGUACAUCUUAGGAUGAAGCUAGAGGAAAAGAGGCGAGCCAUUGAAGCACAGAAGAAGAAAGUUGAAGCUGCAUUCACAAAGCAGCGGCAGAAGAUGGGAAGAACAGCAUUUCUUAAUGUUGUGAAAAAGAAAGGUGAUGGAGUGUCACCUCUCCGAGAAGAAGCAGCGGGAGCUGAGGAUGAGAAGGUAUUCACUGACAGUAGUCGGUUGAAAGAAAAAGAAACUCAAAAAUCAGAUGAACAAACUAGUAAGAGUUCAGAAUUAAUAAAAGAAAAUCCUGAAAAUUCUCAUAGCAAAUGGUUAAAAUCUCCUGCUACUCCUAUGGAUUCUGAAAAGCAAUGGAAUUUAGCAAGCCCCUCAGAAGAAAAUUUUAAUGAAGGAGAUAUCUUAGAAUAUACAAAAUCAAUUGAAAAACUAAAUUCUUCCCUGCACUUUCUGCAACAAGAAAUGCAACGUCUGUCCCUUCAACAGGAGAUGUUGAUGCAGAUGAGAGAGCAACAGGCUUGGGUUAUUUCUCCUCCUCAGCCUUCUCCUCAGAAGCAGAUUCGGGACUUUAAGUCUUCAUCAAGGCAAAUGGGAACUCCAUCUCCUGUUGCACCUUUCUCACAGGAAUCUCCUCGCUCUACACAUCAAUCUCCACAGUCUUCCAACAGGAAGAAUGCCUCUUUUCACAUUAAAAUGCAAAGGACUCCUAGGCCAAAUGAACUGAAAAUAACACCUCUAAAUCGUACCUUGACUGCCCCCAGGUCUGUGGAUAGUCUUCCCCGUUUGAGGAGAUUUUCUCCAAGUCAGGUUCCUAUUCAGACUAGAUCGUUUGUUUGCUUUGGAGAUGAUGGUGAACAUAUAGGUGAACCUCAGUUAAGGGGAAAUCUUUUGAAAGAAGUCAAGCCUACGGAAGAGGUACCAAAAGACGAAGGACCAAAAUUGCUGAAACAGUGUGAACCGAAGUUGGAUGAAAAGGAGAUUAAGCCUAUUGAAUCUAAUGUUUCGGAAGUAUUAUCUCAGCCUAUCACAGAAACUGUCUGCCUCACCCCAAAUGAGGAUCAGCUAAGCCAACCAAUUUUACCAACUCCCAAAACAGCUAGCUUAAUUGAAGUUUCCCUGUCAGAUUUGAAGCCACCAGAAAAAACUGAAGUAUCUGUUGAAAAAUAUGAAGGUGAGAGUGAUAGAGAACAAUUUGAGGAUGACCAGAAAGUGUGUUGUGGAUUCUUUUUUAAGGAUGAUCAAAAGGCAGAAAAUGAUAUGGCAAUGAAACGAGCAGCAUUAUUGGAGAAGCGUUUGAGAAGGGAAAGAGAGACUCUGCUUCGAAAGCAGCAGCUGGAAGCAGAACUAGAACAUAAGAAGGAAGAGACAAGACGCAAAACAGAAGAAGAACGUCAGAAGAAGGAGGAUGAACGAGCACGGCGAGAAUUUAUUAAGCAGGAAUAUAUGAGAAGGAAACAACUAAAGCUUAUGGAAGAAAUGGAUACUGUCAUAAAGCCACGUUCCCUCUCAAUCAAACAAAAAAAGCCACGUCCAAAAUCUAUUCAUAGAGAUCAUAUUGAAUCACCUAAGACACCAAUCAAAGGUCCACCAGGUUCACAGCUUUAUCGUGUUUUUUCAGUAUCUAGUCUUUCAUUGGCAUCGCUGAAUACAGGGGACAAUGAGAGUGUGCAGUCAGGCAAGAGAACACCAAGGUCUGAGUCUGUGGAAGGAUUCUUAUCUCCAAGUCGCUGUGGUAGUCGGAAUGGAGAAAAAGACUGGGAAAACGCAUCUACAACUUCUUCAGUCGCUUCUGCUACAGAAUACACAGGACCAAAGCUCUUCAAAGAACCCAGUGCUAAAUCCAACAAGUAUAUAAUUCAGAAUGCGCUGGCACAUUGCUGCUUGGCUGGAAAAGUAAAUGAAGGUCAAAAGAAAAAGAUACUGGAGGAAAUGGAAAAAUCCGAUGCCAAUAAUUUCUUAAUCUUGUUCCGGGAUUCAGGCUGCCAGUUCAGAUCUCUGUAUACAUACUGCCCUGAUACUGAAGAAAUCAAUAAAUUAACAGGAAUAGGUCCCAAAUCUAUCACAAAGAAAAUGAUAGAGGGACUGUAUAAGUACAACUCUGACAGGAAGCAAUUUAGCCACAUACCUGCUAAAACUUUGUCUGCCAGUGUUGAUGCAAUUACCAUUCACAGCCAUUUGUGGCAAACCAAGAGACCAGUAACUCCUAAGAAACUUUUACCCACCAAGGCAUAGUAGAUGGCAAAAAAAAUUGCUUCAGAGAAUUAUGAUAAACUUGCACUUCAUCUUUACUGCCUAUAGGAAAUAGAUUUCUAGUUGCCAGCGAAGACUCUUAGAACUUAAAACUGGACACCAAGUUCUAUUAUCAUGUCCAACUGGAAUGUAAACACAGUGUUUAGGAGUGCAGAAGAUUAUUGCUUAGGUGAAUAACUAUGAGUGAUUAUGGAAAUGUUUGACUUGUGUGGAGAUUUGUAUGUGCUAAUACAAUAUAUAGAGUAUAUUUGCUCUGUAUUUUGAUUAGAUACACUGAAGCACUGAAUGUUCCUCUUUAGUGACUCAAACUACAUUUUUUUACAUCUGUUGCCUUAUAUGUUUGUAUUUGUGCUUGUCCUGAAAUAUUUUUUCUUUCACUAAAGAAAUACUUCUUAAUGUUCUCAAUACCAUUGAACUUUGCAUACUGACUUACAGUAAAGACUAAAUGAUCAGUUGUAUGUCACCGAAGAACAGCUGAAUGGGUCUGUUCUGCCAGAUCCUUAUUGUGUGCUGUAACAAAAUCAAGAUUGAUUCCCCUGAGUAUUUAUAAUUCUUUUUCAAUUAAAUAAUACUGACUUGCUUAUAGACUAAACAGUAAAGGAAAAACCUUUGAACUGCUUGAAGUUUCCUUCAAAUGAAUUAUUUAACAACUCAGGGUAUAGCUAGGUGAUGCAAUUAUUCCCGUUUCAGUAAGCUACCACCUGAGAUGUAAUGACUGACCAUGUGCACGUUCAUACCACCAUUAAAACGCAAAGCAAAAAGAUUCAGUAGACCUCUAGAACAGUUUAAGCAAAUGUGCAUUAUUUUGCAUUGUUCCACAUGAAGAGCGAGCACAUGGUCAGGUACUGCUUCUCCAAGGAAGGAAUAGGCACUUGUGAAACAUUCAGAACUAGAUCCCUGAUGUUUGCCUGACAGAACACUACAAAUGUUCAGAAGAAUCACAGAAUUCACUAAGUCACAGAUCUUUCAGAAGUCGUGUAUCUAAUUCCCAUUGAUUUUAAGAUCCAGGCCACUGUCAGUUCUUCCUGCCUUCAGAUCUGCCAGCUCAGACUUAAAUCCAUUUUCCAGGGAAUAGACAUCUGAUAAGCAUUUUCAGUGUGUCUUAGUAAAUUGGUUUUUUGACACGAUUUAACAGAUGAUGUCUUGUGACACUUAGCGAGUUUAAAUACAUAUGGCAAAAAAGCCUAAAUGACAUUUCAAUAAAUUUAUAGUAUGACCAUUUACAAAACCAAACUUUAGGCAUAUUUCAGUAUUAUUUAUAAAGGGCUGCAUUUUAUUUCAAAACAGUGUUUGAUUAUUUUAUAGAUCACUAUUCCAUUUCAGUGUUUGUUUCUCUUAUAAUUUGCUUUUAACAUAGCACUGUUCUGACAAAAAAAGAAACUACAAACUUGAAGCCUCCCCUAAAUCUGUGGCUAUUUUGAUAAUGUACACCAGAGGAUUUGUUGGGGGAAAAAAUCUCAUUCUCAGGAAAAGACUUGAAUGAUUUGUGAUUCUGUUCUGUUUCAGUGUUGUGACAACUACAUUAACAUAAGACAGUAUUGUGCUAUAAGUAUGUAGUCCAUUCUGUUUCAUGGGGAGACUAAAACUCUGUUCAUAUUUCUCUCAUUAAACUGCUUUGAGAGAAACUAUGCCUCACUACUAUGAUGUGCUCAUUGACUUACAUAAAAGAUGCACAGGAAUGAGAUGUCAUGAAGCAGUUUAGAACAGUACUUUUUUUAAAUUAUUAUAAGGCCUUAGGCAUCAAUGCAUCUGGGUUAUAAACAUUUUCUCAAAAAUGCUGUCAAUUUUACUGUAAUUUAUGUUCUUAUAUUUAUGUAUAUUUGUUAAAACUGUAAAAAAAGAAAAAACACUUUAAAAUACAUGUUUAAUAUGUAUGUGGCUCAAAACUAUUUGUGGUUAGCUGAUUCCUACUGUUUGCAUGUAUAUCACCAGGAUAUGUAACUCUUAUAUUUCAAGUGUAUACAUAUUGUGUAUAUAGGAUAUAAAUAAUAUUAAAAAAAGGGGAAAGAGGGUUUGCGCAUUCUGCCUGUUAGACAGUUCCUACAACUACUGUGGUAGGAACAUCUUGAAUAACAAUAUGAAGCUGUGUAUAAUAUACAGUGAUUCAAGAAACCAGGAGGUUGGAAUUAUCUGAUACACAUACGGUGAAUAACUUCAGAAGAAGUUUUAUCAUGGGAGGCUUUUUAUUUCUAAAAUCUGUACUAUGAUUUAACUGAAGAUUUGCAACACCAUAAAGACACAUGCAUCAAUCUAAUCAAAGUGAGCUUAAAUACAUGACAGGAAUUCUUGGAGUAAUUUUAAAUAUAUCUGAAUGUAUUAUGAAAUUUACAUUUGUCAGCAGGUUACAGAUUUGUGCAAUGUCUAAAAGUAGAAUGUGAAUAAUGCAGUUGAAAAUGUCAUUGCUCGCAGUAUAAAGUUUUACUUAACACAGGAAAAGUAAAGCUAGAUACGCUUUUCCUUUUUAAGCCUGCAAAUUUUCUAAUUACAGUGGAUCUUUGGUUGGGAUCAUGUUUAAAAAAAGAAGAAAAAAAAAAAAAAAAAAAAGGAAGCUUUCCAUAAAGGCCAGUAUUUAUCACUGACCUUUUCAGAACACACUGGUGCUUUCAUCAGGGGUAUUAUUAUUAUUGUUGCUACAACUGAAUUGCCAAACUCUCGUCUUAGUUUUUGGAGCAAAAUUUCAUAUUCUAACAGUCAUAAUAGCUACUGAAUUUUUUUUUUUUUUAAUGUUAGUAUGACUGUUAGUUUUUAUUAUUUGGCUGUUUAAAGCCAAAUUCAGCUAUUUAAUUAUGAUUUAAUGGGCACUGUUGAAAAAAUGUACAGUGUAUUGUGUGCUUACUUGUCCACUUCUAUGGAGCAUAGCUUCCAUAUUUUUUCAAAUGCUGUGCUGUAAAAUAUUGUCAUUGCUACUUACGUGGUACAGUGUAGAUUUUCCUUUCAUUUAAAUAAAAGCAUGGCACCAAAAGUACAUUUUUUUGUUUUCUUGCUUACAUCUAAAUAUAAACUGAAACUGUAAAAAGUUCCAUUAAUCACAGAAUCACAGAAACAAUUGGGUUGGAAGGGACCUUUAAAGAUCAUCCAGUCCAACCCCCCUGCCGUGGGCAGGGACAAAUCUUUAAAUCUUGUUUCUUCUAUUUCAGCAACAUAGAAAUUGUAGAAAUAUACACCAUUUUUUUUUCCUCCUUUUGUUCCCCCUUGUUUGUCUCACUGUCACGUAUAAUUUAGCUUUCUGACGUUAUCAGAGGGAGGCUAUUGAAGAAUUAGACUUCUCAUUUCAUUCUUGAGGACAACAUGGUGUUACCCUGUUCGCUUCUGAAGCAAGUUUCACAACUGCAAGUCAACUGAUAAGCUCCUGUACUCCGGUUACCUUCCAUCGUCCCAAAACCACAGAAACUUACUGGUUGGUGUAAUAGGGCUGCUUGAGAAGGGAAGGUUUUCAAGAUCAACUGAAGUCUUAUCUUCAUCAAGACAGCUAAUAAAGAAAUGACUUCUAGUGAAAUAACUAGUACUUGUUAGUUGUGCAAUCUUGAACAGAAAUAGUGUCCAAAAAAUAAGGUGUCUCUUCCAGAUCUGUAAAUUAGCAAUUUUUUCCAGUCCAAAUCACGCCCUUCUUGGGGUUUUGCGUUGUCCUGCUGGGUUGCAGAGCAAGAGCAAGGACUUGCUGAAAGGGGACAUGACAUCACUGCCCUGCCAACAGGCAGGCUGAAUUGUCGGGUAACAACUCACACAGAGAAUCUCUAAGUUUCAGAGCUAUCCAAAGGGCAGCUUCAAGAAUAUAGGAAAUCUGAUUGCAGAGCUUUUAGUACUGAAUCGAAAACGAAUGUGGAUGAAAAUUAAUAACCUUCCCUCCUCCCCCCCAAAACUGUUUAUUUUUCAGCCAGCUCAAUCAGUUCCCUGUACGGCAUCACAAACAGGGUGACACAAGCAAGGAAUUAUGUUGGAACACAAAACCCAGUUGCACCCAAUAAAGCUAUUUUUUCAGUGGCAAAAAUUUUUUGCAGCUCAAAAUUUUCAUCUAAAACCAGCCUUUGUACAGACAAGCUUUACAGCAGGCUUCAUGUUCUCUAUCCUUCAGCAAAUAACACCAUACUUGAGAAACUGCAGAUCAUGUCCUGGUUAAUUUGACAGGGUAUGACUGUACUGUGUGUCUGAAUUUGUACAGAAUUUGUCAAUCAAAAUUUGCAGAGAUCUGGUAUCACUAACUGCAGAAUAAUCAUCUCUGUUACACUUGGAACCUAAGCUUUCGGAUCAAUCACGCACAAAGGUGAUGUAAAAAAUAGCUUUGUUUCUCAAAUCCAGCCAUACUGAUGCAGCGUAGAUGUCAGAUUUCUUUUUUCCAACAACUUCAUAAUUAAAUACAGACACAGCUUUGUAAGGG
Molecule: messenger RNA, 9593 nt
Organism: Grus americana (Whooping crane)
Lineage: Eukaryota; Metazoa; Chordata; Aves; Gruiformes; Gruidae
Gene: CAMSAP2
Product: calmodulin regulated spectrin associated protein family member 2
Exons: 18
Coding region: 707-5200 (1497 amino acids)
Biological process (GO): neuron projection development; cytoplasmic microtubule organization; negative regulation of microtubule depolymerization
Cellular component (GO): microtubule minus-end
Molecular function (GO): microtubule minus-end binding; spectrin binding; calmodulin binding
Source: RefSeq, a predicted model, not a curated record